AUGGCUCCGUCUAGCAUGGCACCGCAGGUCCAAUUUGUAUUAUUAUUUAGCCGGCAAGGUAAGUUACGCUUGCAAAAGUGGUUCAAUGCAUCCACGCUGAAAGAGAAGAAAAGGACUGCUCGUGAAUUGAUUACCGCUAUAUUAGCUCGUAAACCCAAAAUGUGUAACUUUUUGGAAUGGAAAGAUUUAAAAGUUGUUUAUAAGCGUUAUGCUAGCCUUUAUUUUUGCUGUGCUAUCGAAGAAAAUGAUAAUGAACUGCUAACCUUAGAGCUCAUUCAUCGUUACGUAGAACUCUUGGAUAAGUACUUUGGCAGCGUGUGCGAAUUAGAUAUUAUUUUUAACUUUGAAAAGGCAUAUUUCAUAUUAGACGAACUAUUAAUUGGUGGCGAUAUUCAGGAAACCAGUAAAAAAAAUGUCUUAAAAGCUGUUUCAGCGCAGGACAUGCUUCAAGAAGAAAAUGAAACACGAAGUGCACUAGAAGAGCUCGGAUUGCCAUCUUAA
Molecule: messenger RNA, 501 nt
Organism: Trichoplax adhaerens
Lineage: Eukaryota; Metazoa; Placozoa; Uniplacotomia; Trichoplacea; Trichoplacidae
Exons: 6
Coding region: 1-501 (166 amino acids)
Biological process (GO): vesicle-mediated transport; intracellular protein transport
Cellular component (GO): intracellular membrane-bounded organelle; membrane coat; AP-1 adaptor complex
Molecular function (GO): clathrin-cargo adaptor activity
Source: RefSeq, a predicted model, not a curated record